CAGUAAGCACAACCUUAUCCCAAACCUGCGCAUGUCCUCACAGUCCGCCCUUACAGCGUACAGUUUCCAUGCCGUGCUGGCAGAAACUGAAGCUGCUAAGCGGCAGUCACCACGCUGGAAGAUUAGUGGUCCCGGCAUCAACGAACUUUCUUUGUUACUAGGACACUCUCACUCUCUGUAUAAGAGGAUGUACUGCAGUACCGUAGUGCACCAAAGUCCCAAAACCUGGGGGGCUAAUUUUGCUCGCCGUGGAUAUCAUAAUCGAUUGACCAUGUAAUUAAUGAAACGAAUAGGGAGUUUUGGACCGGGUUCCGACAAUGAGUCUGCAGCUGCUGCCAGACAGCUGAAGGAGAAAACGAGAGGGAAAGGAGGAGGAGCAGGAGGGUUUGGUGGAGGAUGUAGGAGCACGCAAGAAACCUAGAGUCGUGGGAUUGAUCAGUGGGAUUGAUCAGUCGACGGAUUAAUUUCGAGAGGGAAAGAAGGGUUCAGCAUUGUGGAGAUGGAGAAAUAUGUUUGUGGAUCUCUGGACACAAUCUUCUACAUCCCUGAUUUCCUGACAGUUGAGGAACAAGAUUCUCUUGUCCGUCAGGUCAAAAGCGCUCCUCUUGCGAAAUGGAAAUCACUCAAGAACCGAAGACUUCAAAAUUGGGGAGGAGUAGUUCACGAGAAGGGCCUGAUUCCUCAAUCUUUGCCAUCAUGGUUGAAACCAUUGACAGAGAAAAUUGAAAGCGAAACAGGGCUCUUCCCUUCUCCAAUCAACCAUAUACUUGUAAAUGAGUAUGAACCAGGGCAGGGUAUCAUGCCGCAUCAAGAUGGUCCUCUUUAUUUUCCGGUUGUGGCUAUAGUGUCUCUGGGAUCUCCUACUGUGAUGAGAUUUUCUCCUCAUUCAAAAAUUGUCAACCUAGAGGAGGGAAAUGAAUACAAGAGAAAGGAAAAGUUACUGGAUGUCAGAGAGGAUUUUACUGACAAAGAGGCUCCGGAGCACGCCAAGGAGGAGCGUAACCUUAAGGAUGUAUCCUUAAUUCUGUUGCGAGGAAGUUUGCUUCUGUUCAAAGACUCUGCUUACAAAGAUUACUUGCAUGGGAUUGAUGAAUGCUCGGAGCACGCGUUGGAUGACACAGUACUAAAUCCUGAUGUUAUCAAGGUUCUAGGUGCUGAAAACGAGGCAAGUGACGUCCCUGACCCUGGGCACAUGUCUGAAGCGCAGAUAUUACGCCGAACUGGAACAAGAAUCUCUUUGACGUGCAGAUGUGUUCCAAAAGUAGUAUUGUCCAAUAUUUUAAGGUUGUAAUGUUACAAACUUAUUAACGUAUUAACGUUCUGGCAAACAUCUGGAUUGCACUUGGCUAUUUCUUUCAGCAAAUGUGCCAGGGUUUACCAGAUUCGGAACUCGUCGUGUUGAUGAGAUGUCUUGGGGUGUGGUCGUGAGUUAUGCAAUCGGUGAUCAUUCAUAUUGUAAUCUUAUGUUUAUUUCUGCCUACUGUGAAUGAAAUAUACAUCGCUAUCUAUCCCACUCAUUCGCAAGUUAUCGACGGGUGACGUUACAAUGUUGCGACUACUAUCCUUGGUGCUAAAUCAUGAAAAAUUCGCAGUCCUGUUGGAAAUAUGACAUUGGGACAGUCAAAAGGUGCAAGUUCAAGUUUGAUUUGACUUAGAAACUCAUCGAUCAUGUCCAUUGUUUAGUAUGCUAGUUUCAUCUCCAAGAAAAUGUUAUAUCGUUUAUAAACACUACUGCGAAGCUAAAAGCAGGUAAGGAUACCAAAAGCUUGUCGCAUACCAAAGAAUUAUGAUACGUAGAGUGGAAGCAUCUAAUGGUAAGAAAAUUCUAUCUGAUAUUGAGUAACAGUGGAAGUGGUGAUAACUUUAAAACCCGCCAAAAUUCGGCUCGCGAAGCUCUGAACUGGUGGAUGAAACACCUUGAACGAUCUGCGGGUUAUUGUGUGGAAAGCUCUCUUGGAAUUAAUUUAUCUGUUUUGUGAAGGAAGUGCUGAAGAACUUGUCGUGAGGCAUGACGCCUAAUUUAGUAGAUGAGCCACUCCUGGAAUAAACCUAAAAAAUAUUCCAUGACAACCUGCGCUUCAGUGAUGCGUACUUUUCUCGCCGUCUCAUCUGCCAAGAAAAAAAAGUUUUUCGAAAGAAAAAGUUUUUCCUCAAACUUUGAAUUAUUCUAGGUCAAAGACAGCACGUGUUGUGAGACUCAAUGAUGUAACCACAAUUCUGAGAAAAGUGGAAUCUUUAACAGACGACAUUCUAGUUAUAGGAUGAAAGCGCUGGAUUUGCCAAUCGACGAGCGUCAACUCUUGCUUCAGCUUUCGCAAAGUGAUAAGACAUUUAUGAGACCAAACAAGCUUUUCAUCAGGUUGGUUAAGCAACGGGGAAAUCUGGACCUGGUGCGCCACUACCUGC
Marchantia polymorpha subsp. ruderalis is the source of this 2406-nucleotide messenger RNA. Lineage: Eukaryota; Viridiplantae; Streptophyta; Marchantiopsida; Marchantiales; Marchantiaceae. The record is from the annotation of a GenBank genome assembly.